GGACACUUGUUCGCUAUUUUGCAGACCCUCAUUGUGCUGUAGUCUAUUAUUUUAUAAACAUUUAUACAUUUCUAAGCAAACUGUAGGCCUAGUAUAUUGGCUAAUAUAUUCUGUAACAAGUUAUGCAGUUCAAUAUGCUUGUAGCUGCCUAUUUUACUGCUACAAAGGCACACAUUUAGACUUUCAGAAUUAAAAUUUGAAUUUUCACAGUUCAGUUUGUCAUAAGCAUCCUGAAGUGGCUGUAGAUUGUCAGAUGAAAGUCAUCCAGCACUCUGUGGAGACCCUACAAACUGCUUUGGUCUCCAAUCAUAACAACUUGUCCAAACUUUACAGCAAGUACACAAAAGAAGAAAGGCAACUUCUGGAGGGAGGAUUCCACCCAGGGCAGCCCGGUUCUCUUUUCCAAACCAUCACAGUCCACUCUGACUCAGACUGGAUCUCCGCGCACCCUGAGGAGCCUCAAGACUUUGAGAGCUUCUACAGAAACCCUUACCGCAAGACCCCCAGUGCAAGUCACGAUACUAUAUAUAUUCAGACUAUAGGUUCCUUUGGGGAGGCAAGGGCUCAGACAGAACAGUAUGUGGAGUGGCUCAGAGAGUACUGCCAGGCCUUCUUCUAUGGGCUUUCUGUUAAGUUACUACCGGCUGUUACUGUAGCUGAAACAAGAUGCUCUUUCAGGGUUAACAGUAACUCCCACAACCUUCAGAUCCUCACCGGUGACCUGCUACGAUUCCUGCAGAAUAGGAUACCAAAAGAUGCUUUUUGUAUUGUUGGAAUCACAAUGAUUGACCUCUACCCCAAAGACUCCUGGAACUUUGUCUUUGGACAGGCUUCUCUCAGCAUGGGAAUGGGUGUUUUCAGCUUUGCUCGGUACGAUGACAACUUCUACAGCAGAAGUUAUGCUGGCAGGCUGAAGAAAUCGCUUAAGCCAAAACAGGGGGACUAUUCUGUGUUUGACGGAUACUACACACCCCCCAUCACCAGCACUCUACUGCUUCGAUCCUGCAAGACAAUGACCCAUGAGAUUGGCCACAUGUUUGGAAUUAAGCAUUGCCAGUGGUUGAGCUGUGUCAUGCAGGGCUCCAACCACCUGGAGGAGUCUGAUCGGCGGCCCCUGGAUUUCUGCCCUGUCUGCCUUCGAAAGCUACAAGUCGCUGUCGGCUUUAAAAUAGCUGAAAGAUACGAGGCUUUACUGCACUGGAUGGAGGAGGAUCAGAGUCAGACAUCCAGACCAGAGGAGGCCUCUGCGCUGCCCUUUCCGAAACCCACUGAAGCUUUUCUUACAUCCAGACUGUGGCUCCGCAGGUGCCUGGACAUUCUGAGAAAAAAAGAUGAACUGUAGUACUUGCCUAUAAUUCUAAAUAAGAUCAGGAAGUGAGUGCAACAGCUUCAACCUAUUCAUGUAUUAAAAAAACAUUACAUCUGUUUAGAGGUUCAAAUCACUCUGUCGCUUUAUUGCGAUUGAACACAUUUUCAUUACAAAAAUAGUUUGAGUCUGACAUCUCAUAUCACAUUAACAGCUUAAAGUUUGAUUAAAAAUAAAGACUUUUAAUCAUGU
Molecule: messenger RNA, 1558 nt
Organism: Scatophagus argus
Lineage: Eukaryota; Metazoa; Chordata; Actinopteri; Scatophagidae
Gene: amz2
Product: archaemetzincin-2
Exons: 7
Coding region: 254-1342 (362 amino acids)
Biological process (GO): proteolysis
Molecular function (GO): metallopeptidase activity
Source: RefSeq, a predicted model, not a curated record